Arachis ipaensis is the source of this 1768-nucleotide messenger RNA. NCBI's taxonomy places the organism in Eukaryota, Viridiplantae, Streptophyta, Magnoliopsida, Fabales, Fabaceae. The record is from RefSeq and is a predicted model, not a curated record.
GCCUGCUAAUGUUUCCAAGUUUAUCAACUAUUUAAUGAAUGCUUUAUUAUUAUUAUUAUUGAAAAGAAACGGCAAAGAAAAGAAAAGAAAGAAAAAGAAAAAGGGGGGCACCGAUUAUGACAUUGUUUGUCUUUGAAAAGUGGGAGGAAUGAGGGUUAUUCUGACCAAAAAACAUUGCAUGUUUUUAUGAUAUAUUUUUAGAUAUGAGACUUUGAUCUUAUUAUUAUUAUUAUUAUUAUUAUUAUUAUUGCAUGCAUGCUAUGCUGGAUUUGAAUAAAAGUUCAAAUAAACUAUUGAAGGGAAUUCCAUUGGAGAAGAAUGAUAAACUUCAAUUAUGUUAUAGCAUUAAUUUCACCCUGUUUCUUUUUAAAGUCAUGAGAUGCACUUCAUGCUUUUUCCACUUUCAUCUCUUUUAAAUGUGCAAAAUAAUUUUUGAAUUUUUCUACAUGUAUAUUUUAGCUAAAAUAAGUGUUCCCUUGAGCUUUGGUUAUGUCUAAUUGGCCCAUGUGUUUUCUAUAUGUGAAACUUUGAAAUCCUAGAUUUGAUUAAAUAUAUGUUAUUUUUGUUAACAAUUGAUGAAAAAAUAUAUUAACAUGGUUGAUUUGCACAUUUGGAAAGAUUUAGUGAAUUAUUUUGCAUAUAUUUUUAAAUUUACGAGUAAAAACAUGCUCAUGGUGGAAGUGUCUAGGGCUGAAUUCCAAUUAAUCCUUUCAAUACUACCAAUUGACAUGGAUUACUAAUAUUGAUUUAUUAAUUUCUUUUAAAUCAUUUCCUUAAUUUAUGAGUUCAAGUAGAAUUGCAUAGUUGUUUCUAACCAAAAGUAGUGUUAUACAUAUUUCAGGGCAACUCAAUGUGCAUUUGAUAGUUCCUUUUAUACUUAAUUUUUGUCUUCAAUUUCUUCAAUGGUGAUUGAUUCUGAUACAAAAUUAUUAUUAUGCCACCAGAGAGAAGAGGGGGUAGAUGUUAGAAAGAUGAUGGGACACAAAAGGAGCCCAUGUUCUGUUGACCAAAGCAGUUAUACUUCUAUUGAAUCUAAAAGGCAAAAGGCUAAUGAUUUAUCAAUCACCGCAAAGGAGAGGAAGGAGAAGCUUAGUGAACGAAUCGUUGCAUUGCAGCAGCUUGUUUCACCAUAUGGCAAGACAGAUACAUCUUCUGUCUUAGAGGAAGCAAUGCAAUACAUAGGUUUCCUUCAUAGACAAGUUAAGCUUCUUAGUGCCCCGUACCUUGAGAGUUCGGCCGCAACCAAGGAUCCGGGUCUGGAGCCAUGCAGCCUGAGGAGCAGAGGGUUAUGCCUUGUUCCUGUCUCACUAACAAUUGGAGUUGCUGAGAGCAAUGGUGCAGAUAUCUGGGCUCCCAUCAAGACCACCACUUCGCCGCCGAAAUUCGAGAAGGAGGCCGCCCAAUUUCAGUCAUAAAUUUGGUCAGCUAAGCAGCCUAAAGGAGGUUGUAAAUUGCUAUGCUCCCUAAGUCAGUCUAGGUGGAAUCAUGGUAGCUAUAAUAUAUGAUAUAUAGUUAAAAGUAUUAAAAGAAAAAAACUUGGUCAAGUAGCUGCUCCAUGCCUUGAAGAUUUUAAGCGGGUGAUGGGGUAUAAGCUUUUUAAUUUAAGGCAUAUAUAUGUAAUCCUUAAUUCACUAUGCUGAUUAGUUAAGUGUAUAUUUGAAAGUUCUAGCUGUAUAAUAAUUAUUCCAUGUACUGAUUAGCUUAAUGAAAGUCUUUCCUAGAUUUAAUGGAAGGUAAAAAUAUAUAAUAUUGUGUGUUCGUGUAUUUA